Messenger RNA from Lytechinus pictus (painted urchin), 4904 nucleotides. RefSeq names its product sphingosine kinase 2-like. The coding region runs from base 62 to 1768 and encodes 568 amino acids. Gene Ontology annotation, cellular component: cytoplasm; intracellular membrane-bounded organelle; membrane. NCBI's taxonomy places the organism in Eukaryota, Metazoa, Echinodermata, Echinoidea, Temnopleuroida, Toxopneustidae. The record is from RefSeq and is a predicted model, not a curated record. Gene Ontology annotation, biological process: sphingosine biosynthetic process; phosphorylation. The transcript is spliced from 5 exons.
UUAUUUGACAGAUGAGUUUAAGCAAGGCCCAGGGGCGUCAAGUCAACCAAAGACAAGCAACAUGUCGAUUUGCGUUGCACCUCCCUAUUUGUCAGUUGAUGAAAGUAUCCUUACGAAGGAUAAAUUUCACCUUAUCAUUGGAAAACAUUCUUGUGAUGCUAACAUCUCAAUACACCGUGAUAAAAUCACUUAUCAGACCGUAAAUGGAGCACAGUUGAAAGGAGACAGCAUAGCGUUCUCUGACAUCGUUGGAUGCCGAAGAAUCGGGGGAGCUGUCGACCAGCAGUCGCUAAAGGAAUGCAGCGGUGAUGGUACAACAAGAAAGCAGAAAACAAGGUCGACGAGAUAUGAAUUAAAAUACAAGAGUAUAUGCUUGCAGAUUUUUGUUUACAUGUAUAACAAAAAUCCUAAAAAUGGUGGAGUACGCCGGAGAAAAGAGUUGACUUUGAUAGCUGAAGAAUUUGAGAUGCAAGAGGAGAAUGCUGCAUUGGUUGAGAAAUGGUACCUCACAAUUAGCGCUCUUCUUCGAGGAGUAGAGUUUGCAAGUAUGAAUGAUUUGAAAGAAUCCCUUAUACCCAAACCCCCUCACUACUUGGUAUGCAUCAAUCCAUUCAGUGGUAAAGGUAAAUCACAUGAACUCUUUAAGAAUGAAGCCAAGCCUAUACUCGAAGAAGCUGGAAUCACCUUCAAAGAAAUUAUUACAGAAAGGAAAGGUCAUGGUCAUGAGUUGGCAGUCAAUCUAGAUCUGAAUCAGUACAAUGGUGUCAUCAUUGUUUCUGGUGAUGGGCUGGUAUAUGAGUUCAUCAAUGGGUUUGGAGAGAGACCAGACAGAGAAGAAGCAUUUAAGAUGCCAAUUGGUAUUAUCCCAGGUGGUUCUGGAAACGCUCUAUGUUCAGCCAUUUUGUCAACCAGAGGUGAUUCUGUCAUGAAGAAUAUAGUGUGCCAUGCUGCUGUUGCUAUUGUCAAGGGUCAGGCUUACCCAAAGGACCUGGUACGAAUCGAGACCAGCCAUCAAACAGUCCUUUCAUUUCUAUCUGUAGCUUGGGGUCUCAUAGCUGACAUUGACAUCGAGAGUGAACGAUUCCGCUUCCUUGGCGGAACAAGAUUUGCAGUUGGGACAGUUCAAAGGAUUUUGUUUCUCCGUAAGUAUCCUGGGCGACUGUCGUUUCUUCCCAUCAAAGACGAGUCCAAGUAUCGUCAUCUCUGGCAAGUAGAAGACAAGAAACUUACUAGUGCUCAGGAUGUCAAUGUGAACAAAUGCCAACAGAGGGAGCAAGAAGAUGUCAAGGUACAGCCAGAGGUUGGUGGGAACCGUAACUCCAACCAUAAUGUAAAUGCCAGUUUGUCCAAUGAAGGUGCUGCUGCUGCUGUAUUGGAUGAUAUGAGUGAACCAGUGAUGCCAUCCUUAGAUGAACAGGUGCCUUCAUACUGGACCGUCAUUCAAGGUGAUUUUGUUUGUGUUCUUAUCUCAUACGUCUCUCACAUAUCCAAUGACUUUAUCAACCAUCCUGGUCGGGCAAUGGAUGAAGGUGUCAUAAUGUUACAGUAUAUGGACGUCCGCACAAACCGCAAGAAACUCAUUGGUACCUUAGAUAAAUUCAAGACUGGAGAGUUUAUGAAAGAGGAAUUUGUUGUAUCAAGAGUUGUGAAGGCUUUCAGACUUGAGCCACUUACUAAAGAUGGUAUCUUGACUGUAGAUGGAGAGAGAGUCAAGUUUAGUCCAAUUCAAGGAACAUUGACAACUUUUAAAUGCCACUGUAUAAUGUAACAACUCACCUUUUCUCCUUUGACUAUAACUACGAUGUACACAAUUCAGAAUUUAUAAUAGUCUAAACUUGUUUGAUCCAUAGUACAGUGUAUGUGGGCAUUUUUUAUAUGAAAUGUGAAUAUUAAUACAAUUAUAUAGUUUAAUAUUUUCAUCAGUAUUACAGUGUAUGUGUUUCUGGGAAUGCCUUGCUGUAAUAUCGUCUGUUUUGUGCUGACCAGGUAUUUUGAUUGAAUCUCAUUGAGACAAAAAUCUCCUGCAUUAUGUUUGUGUAAAAACUCAAGACACCAGUUUUCAUUUUAGAAUAAUCAGUAGGAAUUAUGAGAAAUGCUGAGCUCUCAAACUGUUUAGCCAGUAUAAUAACUCUGAUUGCUGGAGAAUAUGCUUUGAUUUUCAAUGCAACAUGACAGGGUACUUGCCUUGCGCCAAGGCCAAAUUAAAUAAAUAUAAAUGUGCAAAGGCUCUCCUGUUCACAUUAUAACUAGUGUACUCAUUUUACAUGUACCUGUAAUGAUUGACAGCGUACAGGAAAUUUUUAAAUGGCUUCCUGAAUCACCUACUAAAAAACAGCUAAAUAUUCUGAUGAGAUUAAAAGAGAGCACCGCGGAAGACAUGUCAUGCUAGAUGUCUUUGGGGCUGCCGUCCAAGCUGCCAAGCAACAUAUGUAAACCUGUGUGGUUUAAAGACAAAAGCCCGUAUUCUGAAGUCGAGUUUAACUUAAACUCCGGUUUAAAGUUGUGGUUUAAUUAUGGAUAGCCAAUUGUUACAUAAAUCACUAAUGGUAGAUAUAUCAUAUUUCAGCUCAUUUGGCUCUCAAAUCAUUCAUAAUUGUCUAGGAAGUAUAAAUAGAUGAUUGUCUUCACCAUCGAUGAAUCAGGAAAGAUCACAGCAAACAUAAGAAACAAUACAACUUAAUAAAAUUUUGACACUUUUGGCUUCCCAUAAUUUUAGCACAGAGUUAGACCAUGGUCUAAGUUAAACCUGUCUUCAGAAUACGGGCCACAUUGUCGAUGGCAUUCAAAGGUUGGUUCAGUAUGCAAGAUCUCCUUAUUGGGAAUUGGGAAUCUCCAUUCAGCAAUUCUUGAUUUGAAGGGCAAGUAUCUAAGUUAAGUAUAAAGCACCAAAUCUACUCACUCUGCAGGGUGCCCGGGGUGCAAAGAGAGUUGAGAAGAAAAUAGAACGGUUUUCAGCAGAUAUUUGUCUCGCUUGCAUAGCAGAACUGGGCCCCGUCUUACAAAGAGUUAGGAUUGAUCCACUCAAAUGUCAACUGUAUGGAAAUCCAUCCAUAGGCCUACCCUAAUUUUUUCCCUCAAGAAAUUGGCACAAUCUCCUUAGAAAACAAAGAGAAUCACACUGAAUCUCCAAGAGACCGAUGAAUGUAUGAAUAUACAUCAUAUCUAGAAAAUAUUUUGAACAAAUUUGCAUUUUAGAUGUUGACGUUGCUUGCCAUCCAUAGUUGUGGUUGAUUGAAUCAAUCGCAGCUCUUUGUAAGACAGGGCCCAGAAUUGUAUGCACCGCUUUUUAAACGGCGAUGGCGUCAUUAAUAUUGAAAUCUUAAUCAAGGUUAAGUUUUUUAAAUGUGGUAACUUAGAAAGUAUAUGGACCAAUUUCAUGAAACUUGAAUGGAAGAGUAAUCAAGUAUCACUGAGCAUCCUGAGUUUCAGGUCAUAUUGCCAAGGUCAAAUGUCAUUUGGGGUCAAUGAAAUUAGGCUAUGGUGGGGGAAUCCACAUCUUAAUCUUAACCAAAUUUAAGUUUUUUGAAAGUCAUCAUAACUUUUAAAGUUUCAUGGAUACAGUUUAUGAAGCGUGAAAAUAGGGGUAAUCAAAUAUCGCUGGUUGUCUUGCAUGAGCAUUAGGUCAUAUGAUUCAGGUCAAAAGUCUUAAAGGGUCAAUGAACCUAGUAUUUUGUUGUCAUAUGAAUGUUUUUUGUGAAUAAUUAUUCAUCUGCUGCUGCUAUAUUGAAUCUCAAAAUGCAGGCGAGACUGCCAGAGGCAAUCCACUUGUUAAAGAUUCGACAGAGAUAAAAGUUUUGAUGACUUUAGGAAGGCUAUUCUACAAAGUGGGGCAUGCGUGAAUAAGGAUCUUUCUCUGCAAAUUUUUGACAUUUUGGGAAUAAUAAUUUAGUUACAUGUACAUGAGCAUUCCACUUUAUUAAAUCAUUCUGAAUUGUAAUUCCUAAGAUUUUCACUGUAUUUACACAGUGUAAUGGGGUGUUAUUUAUAUAGAUCAAUUGUGGUUGCUUUGAAAAUGAAAUUGACAUUGUAGAACAUUUUGAUGCAUUGAGUUCCAUAUCAUUUUGAGAAGUCCAUGAUUUGAGUAAUUCAAUUUCCGUUUGUAUUUGUGAAGUUUGAUUAUUCCGCAUACAUUCGUAAUUCCGAAGGUUCGUUAGUCCAAAAACGAAAUGAGGUUCGUAAUUCCGAAGGUUCGUUAGUCCGAAAACGAAGUGAGGUUCGUAAUUCCAAAGGUUUGUUAAUCCGAAAACGAAAUGAGGUUCGUAAUUCCGAAGGUUCGUUAGUCCGAAAACUAAUGAUUAACGAACCUAAUUUCGUUUUCGGAUUAACGAACCUUUGGAACAACAAACCUUAUGUCGUUUUCGGAUUGAUGAACCUUCGGAACAUCGAACCUUAUUUCGUUUUUGGAUUACCAAACCUUCGGAAUAACGCCACAAAUGUUCGGAUUAAAGAACCCUUUUACGUUUUCGGAUUAACGAACAUCGAGGUUUAGGCAAUUUACGUGUUUCGGAAUUACGAACCGUCGGAAUAAAGAACCUUCGGAAUUACGAAGUGUAACCGAUUAUUCAUUCUGCACUCUACCAUGGUUUAGUCAUCUUUCAGUUUUGGAAGAAUAAAAUGUAUAUUUUGUAUCGAAUGAAAAUAUCUGAGUAAUGUAUAUAUGCUUUGGAAUAUAUAAUUAUUAUACAGUUUAUUUAUAAGAAAGCUUGUAUGACAACUAAUCUGUGCACUGCACACUAAUCCAUAUGUUAUGUAAAUGAUUGAAUAUAAAUGUGUCUUUCAAAAGGUAGUUUUAAAAAACUCAUAUUUUUCUGUGUUUGUCACUUAGUACAUUUUUACAGUAAUUAUCCAUGUAGCCUUACUCUGAAUGAAGUUAUUUGUAAUUUCCUUUAAUUUUUUAUCAGUUU